Messenger RNA from Microthlaspi erraticum, 561 nucleotides. The record is from the annotation of a GenBank genome assembly. NCBI's taxonomy places the organism in Eukaryota, Viridiplantae, Streptophyta, Magnoliopsida, Brassicales, Brassicaceae.
AUGGGAUCUGCGUUUAAAGCUUGCUUGUGUACAAGCUCACUCACGAUAGUGUAUGCAAACACGCUCUCGCGGCAAAUCAACUUGUUAAGCUCCGACGAACUUCAACGAGCUGAACGAGCUAAACGCGAGCGUCAACGGCAGAACAGAGUAGAAGCAGAGUCGAGUUCAGGAUUUCAGACAGGCUCCGAGUUACAGCUCAGUGACGACGACUCUGGUACUGAGACGAUGGCAGAUAACCACGGAGGAGCUCCUCCACCGGGAGUUUUUCCACCACAAGCCGGGAAUCCAGCUCAAGCUCAACGUCCGGCAAGACAAAUCGGAGCUGGCGAUAUUCCGACGAUUCCAGCGAAUCGUCCCGGCAUUACCCCACCACCGGUCCCAAAUUUCAACUUCGACAUCAAGACAAGCUUGAUAAACUUGGUGGAGAAUUCCAUCUUUCACGGAAUGAAAGAUGAAGAUCCUUUGAAGCACUUGGAAAAGUUUGAUAGAAUUUGUGCUUUGCAAAAGAUCAACAAUGUCACUGAGGAUGCUCUUAAGCUCCGAUUGUUCCCUUCUCUUUGA